This is a messenger RNA of Ochotona princeps (American pika), 1557 nucleotides long. It is a transcript of the gene SUSD6, whose product is annotated as sushi domain containing 6. NCBI's taxonomy places the organism in Eukaryota, Metazoa, Chordata, Mammalia, Lagomorpha, Ochotonidae. The coding region runs from base 342 to 1253 and encodes 303 amino acids. The record is from RefSeq and is a predicted model, not a curated record. The transcript has 6 exons.
GGCCAGUGACGCUGGCUCCGCCGCCGCAGCGUUCCAUUCUCCGAAGCCGGCGACCGCCUGGCCGUCUCCCGCCCGCCGCCUCCUCCUCCUCCUCUUCCCUCACCGCCGGCCAGACAAGGGCGCGCGGGGGCUUCGCCUCGAUCCCAGAGGGCUGCGGUCGCGCGCGGGCGGCGGAGAGGAUCCGGUGGCGCGGCAGCCACGAGCGCCUCCUUCCCCUUCUUCCCUCAGGUCUCCGCGCCCUGCUCUGCCGGUGAAUCUACCCUCCAGCUGACAUAAGGAUUCUCACUUCUGGAUUUUACUUUUUUUUUUUUCUUAAAAAAAAAAACUUGGACGGAUAAAAGAUGUGCCAUGGCAGGAUAGCACCAAAGAGCAGCUCAGCGUUGGCCUUGGCCUCGGUCAGACAUGGAGUCUUCCUUCUGCUCGUGAUCCUGAGUAGCCUGCUUGGAGACGGGCUUGCUUCCGUGUGCCCCCUGCCGCCGCAGCCAGAGAAUGGAGGCUACAUCUGCCACCCCCGGCCCUGCAGAGAGCUCCUGACAGCAGGCAGCGUCAUUGAGUACCAGUGUGCUGAAGGCUACAUGUUGAAGGGCGAUUACAAGUACCUGACGUGUAAGAAUGGCGAGUGGAAGCCGGCCAUGGACAUUAGCUGCCGUCUCAAUGAGGAGAAAGACACGCACGCGUCCCUUGGGGUCCCCACGCUGUCCAUCGUGGCUUCCACCGCCAGCUCCGUGGCCCUGAUCCUCCUCCUCGUGGUGCUGUUCGUGCUGCUGCAGCCGAAGCUGAAGUCUUUUCAUCACAGCAGGCGUGACCAGGGUGUCUCCGGGGAACAGGUCUCCAUCAUGGUGGAUGGAGUCCCGGUUGCAUUGCCGUCGUAUGAGGAGGCCGUGUACGGCAGCUCCGGCCACAGCGUGCCACCGGCUGAUCCCCGAGUGCAGAUCGUGCUGUCUGAAGGGUCCGGGCCCAGUGGGAGCAGCAUACCGAGAGAGCAUCAGCUGCAGGACCAGGGGGCCUGUUCCUCCUCAGGUGGAGAAGACGAGGCCCCGGGCCAGUCUGGACUGUGUGAAGCCCGGGGCUCCCGAGGCUCAGAGACAGUCAUGGUGCACCAGGCGACCACCUCCUCCUGGGUGGCCGGCUCAGGGAACAGCCGACUGGCACACAAAGAAGCCGUGGAUUCCGAAAACAGCGACAUACAAAGCCUUUUAUCCCUCACGUCAGAGGAGUACACAGAUGAUAUUCCACUGUUGAAAGAAGCGUGAGGGUUGCCAGCUCUCUCUCCACUGCGGGGGUCCUUCCUGCCCUCCCCGCCGCCGUCCUGUGGGUUCGAGCACUCCGUACUCUCCAGCCACCCCACCCGGAUACCUGAGUGCCACCUGUGUAGCUCUGAGGGCCUGUGGCCACCUUGCUGAAAACUCCAGGAAGAUCUCUCUCAGCUGUCUGCCUGCUGCACAACUGGGGAAUAGGCCCUUUGCCUGGCCCAGCCCUGCCACCUGUGGGGACAUAUUUGAAUGUGCUGGCUCAAACCCACCCUCUCCCCACCACCACCCCCCCACCGGUCCCCAA